UAGGUACUAUAGCCCAUUCCGAAGUCUAUCGCUAUCCACUUCGUCCCCGCGUCGCGUGGCCCGAAGCGAGGGAGCGGAGGCUGCUCGCCGCGCCGCGCCGCGCCGCCGCGCUUGGUCAUCUCCGCCGCCGCCGGCCGUCGCCAUGGGCAUCAAGGGUUUGACGAAGCUGCUGGCGGAGCACGCGCCGGGGGCGGCGGUGAGGAGGCGGGUGGAGGAUUACCGCGGCCGCGUCGUCGCCAUAGACACCAGCCUCAGCAUCUACCAGUUCCUCAUUGUGGUAGGAAGGAAAGGAACAGAAGUUCUGACCAAUGAGGCUGGUGAAGUCACAAGUCAUCUGCAGGGCAUGUUGAACCGAACUGUUAGGAUUCUAGAAGCAGGAAUAAAACCUGUUUUUGUGUUUGAUGGUGAGCCACCUGACAUGAAGAAAAAGGAACUGGCAAAAAGGUCUUUGAAGAGAGAUGGUUCUUCCGAAGAUCUAAAUAGAGCUAUUGAGGUUGGAGAUGAGGAUUUAAUUGAAAAAUUUAGCAAAAGGACUGUAAAGGUCACAAAAAAGCACAAUGAAGACUGUAAGAGGCUGUUAAGCUUGAUGGGUGUCCCUGUAGUUCAGGCACCAGGGGAGGCAGAAGCACAGUGCGCAGCACUCUGUGAAAAUCACAAGGUCUUUGCUAUAGCUUCGGAGGAUAUGGACUCUCUAACUUUUGGUGCUAGAAGGUUUCUUCGCCAUUUAACCGACCUGAGUUUUAAGAGAUCUCCUGUAACAGAAUUCGAAGUGUCAAAGGUUUUGGAGGAACUUGGACUCACAAUGGAUCAGUUCAUUGAUUUGUGUAUCCUUAGUGGCUGUGACUACUGCGAGAAUAUUAGAGGUAUUGGGGGACAGAGAGCUUUGAAACUUAUUCGUCAGCAUGGUUAUAUAGAAGAAGUAGUGCAAAAUCUUAGCCAGACAAGGUAUAGUGUCCCAGAAGACUGGCCUUACCAGGAAGUUCGGGCAUUGUUUAAGGAACCUAACGUUUGUACAGAUAUUCCAGACUUCCUGUGGACCCCACCAGAUGAGGAGGGCCUUAUAAACUUUUUGGCAGCCGAAAAUAAUUUCAGUCCUGAUCGAGUAGUAAAGUCUGUAGAAAAGAUAAAGGCUGCUAAUGAUAAAUUUUCCCUUGGGCGAGGGAAGCUUUUGGCACCAGUAGCGAACUUAACAGGAUCUACAUCAACUGCAGGGAAGGAACCCAAAUGUAUCCUGGGUGGUCCAGGGCAAGUCAUGAAGGCUAGGUCACCUCUACAAGUGUGCAAGAGCUCAAGCUUGAACUUCAUACAUGACAAUUCAAAAGCGUUCAUGCUGGGCAGGCGAUCAGGAUUUCUCAGAAUAUCUACAUAUGCUUCCAUCUGAAUCUGGAGCUGCUCUAUUUCCAUGAGUUGGUUGGCUGAAGCUUUGACUGACACCAUCUACAGCUUCAUGAAGAAUUAGUGAUUUCUUGAAAUGCGUUGAGCCUAUGCUAUUAUUGUAGUUCAGCCUUUUGCCUUGUAAAAUCAAGUUGAAUGCUUGAGCUUUCUCACAUUUAGCACUGGUUCUCGCUUGAGUGUUGAACGGUGACCAUGAAGAAUUUGAUCACCUUUUGGCUAUAAUCUGAAAUUUUGUCAAGGUGCCAGAACGAGCAGGAAACUGGUUGAGGCUGCUUAACUUUCCUGGUGUCUUCUCUAGGAUGUGCAUGUACCCCUCUCCAUCACAUACUUGAAUUGUGAUAGCCUUAGCAUGAUCUGUAUUAAUCUUUAA
This is a messenger RNA of Oryza sativa Japonica Group (Japanese rice), 1765 nucleotides long. NCBI's taxonomy places the organism in Eukaryota, Viridiplantae, Streptophyta, Magnoliopsida, Poales, Poaceae. The record is from RefSeq and is a predicted model, not a curated record.